AAUUUAAAACCGCUUUAACAGGUGGUAUUGACCGCGAUGGAAUAUCCUCAGCUUCAUAUAAGAGAGCCCUUUAAGGUGGCUUAUGGGAGAGUAGGCCAGUACCGGAGAUUCCAGCAAGCCAGAAAGAAAAAUGGCUUAUUCAAAAGGAAGGGGAUUGAAAGAUGGCACAGAGCUGUGUCUACCAAUUUAGUGAAACAAAAUGUCUUGAUCCCCAAAGAAGAAUCAUCUAAUGAUAGUGACAUGGAGUUUCAUGAAAGCCAGCAAACACAGAAAAAUAAUUUGAUAAAGAAAGUGAAGGCUGUUUGGGGGAGAAUGCUCUCAUACAAGCAUAGAAGCAAGCCAGCAUGUGUCAGCAGAGAAGGCUCCAUCAGUCACAAGGAAACCCUUCUUUCAAACACACAGAGCCUUCUUCCUCGAAUUGUCAAGGAGCUUCCAUCUCCGACAUUAUUUACCAGACCAAGAAUGAGAAAGCUCUCACAGAACGCAACUAUACAACUAGAUGUUGUAGAAGCAGAGACAGAGGAGAUAACUGGAGGAAAUACACUCCUCAGGGCUAGGAGAACCACCAAGCGGUUAUCUGUGACAUCUCUUCCUUCAGGACUUCGAAAAGUUCCAUAUUCAUCAAAAAAGAGACCACACUUUCCAGCACUUAAAAAAAAGAAACAUAGCAUGGAAAACAUUCUCCGAAAAUCAGAUUUGACAGUAGGAAAGCUGCAAAUGCAGGUAGAUGACCUCAUAGAAACAGUGACUGAUAAAUCCAUGAAGCUCUUGGCCCAAAGACAUGCUGAACUUCAACAGUGUGAGUUUCUGGGAGAUGAAAUUCUUCAGUCUUCUAAGCAGUUCCAGAGGAUAUCCAAGAGAACCAUGAGGAAGUAUAAGUUGAAAAACGUAUGUUUCCCAUGUACCUGCUGCUGCUUUUGAUUCUUUCUGUUCCUGAUUGCGUUA
Messenger RNA from Condylura cristata (star-nosed mole), 945 nucleotides. RefSeq lists its product as uncharacterized. Lineage: Eukaryota; Metazoa; Chordata; Mammalia; Eulipotyphla; Talpidae. The transcript has 5 exons. The coding region runs from base 37 to 921 and encodes 294 amino acids. The record is from RefSeq and is a predicted model, not a curated record.